AUGCACCAUUCUAGGGAGACUGGCCUGAGAAUCUAUGGCAGAGUGCCCUAUCUAUUUUUAGUGCUUCCUACUGCUGCUGGCAAAACCACACUAUUCCUUUUUGGGGCUAGUCUAGCCACUAGUCAGGUUACUAUAGUAAUAGUGCCAUUGAUUUCCCUAAAGCUAGACCUCUCUAGGAAAGCUGCUGCCUUAGGCCUUCAGCCUACUAUCUGGGAACCUGGUCAGGUCAUGCCGCUAGCCAGUUCUAGGGUGAUCUUAGUGCAAAUUGAACAUCUAGAUCACCCUAGGUUCAAUGAGCUAGCAGAUGAGCUGAUUACCCAAAAGAGACUAGCACGAAUUAUUUGGGAUGAAUGUCACCUGAUUCCACUAGCUAAAAGCUAUCGGCCAAUUAUGUUGCGUGCCUGGCAUGCCCUAGCCCUACCUGUGCCUAUGGUAUUCAGCUCAGCUACCUUGCCUCACCACCUCCAGGCUGAGCUCAAGGUCCCUGACCGCCUGCCUGAAUCAGAAUAUGCCCCCUAUCUCCGGCAGUUCAUCAAGACCUUUGAGAUGAAACAUGGCCCAUUUAGGUCUAGUACUACUGCUCAGGCUAGUGCUCAGGCUAGUGCUCAGGCUAGUGCUAGUGCUAGGACUAGGGCUAAUGUGAUCAUCUUCUGCCGAACAAAGCGGCUAGUGGAUGCCUUAUCUGAUCAAAUGGAUCCUGAGGCAGCCAAAUUCCAUUCUGAUCUAUCUGACCAGGCUAAGCUAGAUCAGCUAGAUCGAUUUCAAUCUAGCAGAUAUAUCUUAGUGGCUACUGGGGCCAUUGGGGCAGGGUUUGAUUUCCAUGACAUUGACUUAGUCAUCCAUUUUCUGCCUGGUGAAUAUGAGAUGACGAGUUUUAUGCAAGAAUCUGGUCGCGCAGGCAGGUCACCUGACCAGCCUGGAUGGUCAUAUUGCCUAGUGAGGGCAUACCAGCUGCAGGCUAGGCCUAAUCAGAAAGGGAAAGCCCUAGAGGUCUCCACCUUCCUAGAUUAUCUAGGGGAGCAGGUCUGCCGGCGGCGUACCAUAUCUAGGGUGUUUGAUUCUAGGGCUAUUGAGUCAUGUGACCCUGGCUGGGCCCUCUGUGAUCUAUGUGAUCAUAGGCAAUCCAGGCUAGGCCUAGCACCUCUGGCAGCUAAAUCACCAAGCCUAGCCAUAUCGAAUCACCCAACCUAG
Molecule: messenger RNA, 1191 nt
Organism: Aspergillus fumigatus Af293
Lineage: Eukaryota; Fungi; Ascomycota; Eurotiomycetes; Eurotiales; Aspergillaceae
Product: putative telomere-associated RecQ helicase
Exons: 4
Coding region: 1-1191 (396 amino acids)
Biological process (GO): double-strand break repair via homologous recombination
Cellular component (GO): chromosome; cytoplasm
Molecular function (GO): ATP binding; nucleic acid binding; 3'-5' DNA helicase activity
Source: RefSeq, a predicted model, not a curated record